UAAAAAAACAACAAUUAUGAUAACGAUGAUGAUGAUGUAAUAAUCACAUCAAUUAAAUAGAUAAAAAGCUCUUUGUCGACACUCAAAGGCACUUUACAGUCCACCGAAAAUGUAACAAUAAAGGUGCCCUGGUCAUGCUGGGGUGUGGGUGGCUGGGCGACCUGACUGGCAGUAGCGGGCUGGGAGGGGGGCUUCUGCCAGGAAUUGGAAGAGCACGUUGACAUGUGGCACGCACAUUUCCUGCUCUGGCUGCAGCCAAGAAAGGACGGUGACGAAUAAGAAAAGGGGAGAAGGAGGACGGAGAAGGUCUUGGAAGGGGCUCGAAGGGGUGUCGCGUGCUUAGGCCCUGCCCACUCCGGAUAAAAGGGCUGUCGGGCGAGAGUGGAGUUAACAUCUUCCCCUCACGUCUUGGAUUUGGACAUCGGCUUUCGAAUCUCUCGGGUGACCGUGAUGGAUUCUUGGCGCCGCUUCUUCAUCAGCUCGAUGAUCUGCGGCCUUCUGCCAGGCGGCUGCGUGUGCUUCAACCUGGACACCAAGCGGGCGCAGAUCUUCCGAGGCUGGGAGGAGAGCCACUUCGGCUACACGUUACGACAACACAACGCGCAAGGACGACAAUGGCUCCUGGUGGGUGCCCCCCUGGCCUGGACGGACGACCAGCAGACGGGCGACGUGUUCAGGUGUCCCAUGGACGACGGGACCACUUUCAAUUCCAGCAGCGCCUGCAGCCGCCUGCACCUGGGAAACGUGUCCGUGGACAACGUGCUGGCGCAGCGCAAAGAUGGGAUGAGACUGGGAAUGACGCUCACCACAGAUCGCAAGGACGGAAGCUUUGUGACGUGCGGCCCGCUCUGGUCUCACGAGUGCGGGAGCUCCGUCUACACGUCGGGAGUCUGCACACAUGUGGGAGAACAUUUCCAAAUCCUGGAGACCGUUAUUCCCGCUUUCCAGAGAUGCGAGACGUUCGUGGACCUGCUGAUGGUGGUGGACGGCUCCAACUCCAUCUACCCGUGGUCGGAUGUCACAGACUUCCUGGUCAACAUUCUGCGCAAGGUCAACAUCGGCCCCGGGCAGACUCAGGUAGGCGUGGUGCAGUACGGCUCCCGGGUGGCCCACGAGUUCCGUCUGGGCGAGCACCGGACGGUGGACGAGGUCCUGCAGGCGGUCGCUGACAUCAGACAGCGGGGAGGCGAGGAGACCCGCACGGCCUUAGCUAUCAACAUGGCCAGGUCACAGGGGUUCAAGCGUGGCGGCCGCGCCGGUGCUCACAAAGUGUUGGUGGUGAUCACAGAUGGAGAAUCUCAUGACAAUGCUCAGCUUGACGACGCCGUCGCGCGCUGCAAAAGCGACAACAUCACCAUGUACGCCAUCGCGGUUUUGGGGUACUACAACCGCCGCGGCAUCGACCCGUCGUCGUUUCUGAAGGAGAUCCGCUUCAUCGCCAGCGACCCGGAUGAGGAUCACUUCUUCAAUGUGACCGACGAGGCAGCGCUCAAGGACAUCGUGGACGCGCUGGGAGAGCGGAUCUUCUCACUGGAAGGAAGCGACGGGCUGGGGCGGGGCUUCGGCCUGCAGAUGGCGCAGGCGGGGUUCUCCUCCCACCUCCUGCAGGACGGCCUCCUGCUGGGCGCAGUGGGCGCGUACGACUGGAACGGCGCCGUGCUCAAGCGCAACCCGCAUGGAAAUCUCCUUCCCGAUCCGUCAGCGUACGGCGACCAAUUCCCCGAAGAGCUUCGGAACCACGCCGCCUAUUUCGGGUACUCGCUGGGGUCGCUUGUGGGCUCGGGCGGGUCGGAGGUGGUGCUGGCGGGAGCGCCCCGGUUCAACCAUAGCGGCAAGGUCGUCAGCUUCACCUUGGAUCGCCGUGGAAACGUCAACGUCCUGCAAGCACUUGUUGGAGAGCAGAUGGGUUCUUACUUUGGCAGCGUGUUGUUGUCGAUGGACGUGGACGGCGACGGCGAGAGUGACCUCCUCCUAGUGGCCGCGCCUAUGUACUGCAGUCAAGAUGCGCACGAGACGGGAAAAGUAUACCUCUAUAAAGUCAACACACAAUCACAGGCUCUGUUGGUGCCGAAGGGGGCGCUGCUACCGUCACCCGCUCUCAAUUCCCGCUUUGGCGCGGCGCUGGUUCAAAUUCCCGAUGUAAACGCAGACGGCUUUAACGAUCUGGCGGUGGGCGCCCCGCUGGAGGACGACCACCAGGGUGCGCUCUACUUGUAUCACGGCCACCAUCGGAGCAUACACCUGCGCCACACGCAGCGCCUUUGCGCAGCCACCUUCGACAUGGGACUCAAAUACUUUGGCCAAAGUCUUGACGCUGCCAAGAACGAUGACGGCGACGUGAGUGUCGCCGUCGGAGCACUGGGAGCCGCCGUCAUUGUCCGGUGUCGGCGGGUCGUGCGUCUGGAGUCCACGCUGACGUUCGAGCCUGAGAAAGUCAACGUUUUCCACAAGGACUGCUGGAGAGGAGGGAAACCGGUCACUUGCAUGGCCGCCACGGUGUGCCUGCGGCUUCACGACGUGGCCGGCACGCACGCCGCCGCCGGCCAACAUGUCGCAGCGCACUACUAUCUGAAUUUGGACGAGAAGCGAGUUCCUCAUCGAGCCGUCCUGGAUGAGCGCGAAGGUCUUCAGACGAAAACCAUGACGCUCACGACCGGAAGGCCACAAUGCCGGCGACACGCCUUCACAGUGCAGGACACGAUGGAUUACAGCCGUCCAAUCGCGGUGGGGCUGGAGGCGGGGUUACGGAGUUCCGACGAUGGGCCGAUCCUGGACCCUGAUUGGCCGAGCACACUGAAGGCCGAGCUUCCAUUUUGGAACGGCUGCAGGGAUGAAGACGCUUGCGUUCCGGACCUUGUCAUCGAGAGUCACACUGACCUCAUCAACUUUCAACACUGGUGCGCUUCCCCGGAAGGGUUGCAGCGGCGAGCGUGCCGCCAGCAGGGGGCGCCUGGAGACAGCUGGCUGGUGGAGACCACGCGGAGGAGGGUGGCACUCCUCGCCCGCCUGGAGAACCGAGGAGAGAACGCCUACAGGUCGUCCGUCCUGCUCUCCUCUUCGCCAAAUCUGAUUUUCGCCGGCCUCGUUGUCAAGGACCAAUCCGACGUGCAGAUGGAGUGCUUCCCUCAGGAGACCAAUCGGACCAGAUGUAACAUCAGCGCGCCUCUCAUGAAGGCCUCUUCUCGGGUGUUUUUCCGAGUGGAGUUUGAGUUCAGUUCUUCGGUCUUUCUGGACCACCUUCACAUCGCCGUGGCAGCCACCAGCGAAGGCCAAGACGCUUUCCCCGAAGACAACUACAACGACAUCACCCUCCCUCUCAAAUAUGAAACGGACCUCCUCUUUACAAUAGAUCAAAGCCCCGCCCGCUUUGUCAUCCAAUCCGAAGACGACAAGGAAGACGACGCCUUCCCCGCCUUCAACGUCUCCUUCUACUUGGAGAACCUGUCGUGGUUCUCCGUUGAGGGCGUGGCAUUCAGGGCCCAAUUCUGGGCUGUAAGUCUCCAAGGCAACCAUCUGCUGACCCUCACCCACUGCGGACUGGACCAAGACCACAACAUAGACCAUGACCGGGACCAGCCAGCCGUCUCCUGCGUCUUAAUGCAGCCUGUUAUGCCGUAUCACGCCAGAGCAGAGGACCUGACGCACCUGACGCAAAUGAAUCAGAGUAACAGUGCAAGCAUGUCUGCGAGCUGCAGUGUGCUUCUUCCCGCCUCCAGGCAGGUGAAGUUGACUCUCAGAGGAAAACUCCAGCGACCGGUCCUGCAGAAGGUGGUCUUCAAAACUCUUAAAGUUUUAGUCAGUGCACACGUCCAUUUGGACUCCUCCGGUUCCUUCUUCCUGCGGGAGGAGCAUCCAGUCCGACAGACGGCGGUGGAGCUGAUGAAGGCGCGGGCGUCGGGCGCCGUCUUGGUGGCCGUCAUCUUGGGAAGUUCGGCCGGGGGAUUCCUCGCGCUGGCCGUCAUCGUGCUCGCGCUCUGGAGGUUGGGCUUCUUCUCCAGGAAGAGGCGGCGUCAGGAACAGAAGGAGCCAGCAACCAAUGGGAAGCCAGCAGAGGGGCUGUGACGAUGGCGGCGGCGCGUGACGAUGACUACAUUCUUUGGGUAGAUGGGGCGGCGCUCGGGGAGGACACCUGAGCACACCCCAUCCUGGCCACGCCCCUUAUAGUUACUUCCAUAAAAAUGGCGGCCGGGAGCUCUGACCACGGGCCCCUGAUGGCUGAGGAGAGGUGCGGCCAUAUUGGCCACCGAUUUUGCGCUUUAGCAAUUAGCAAGAAUCUAAAUGAAGGGGCUAACAAAUUAGCAGUGAAAGUUACCAAAGUUAGCGAAAGUUAAAUUUUGUACGGUACAAAAUGUAACUUUCACAAUUAAAACUAAUGCUAACCGAGCAAAGAAAACUAAUCAGCGUUGAGAUCAUCUUGGCCAAAUUAGCUUUCAAGAUUAGCAUCGAUGUUAAAUCAAAGUUAGCUUUAGGAAUUAGCUUUGAUGGAAAAAAAAAAAAGUGGCUUGUCCAAAUUCAUAUUGGUGUCAACUUUGCAACGUUAAUUGGCAGUGAGGUCAACUUCGAAAUGUUAGCUUUCGCGACUGGUGUCAAUUUAGCUGAGCGACCUCCAGCAAUUCGCAUUGUGGGCUUUUGGUAACGCAGCCCCGAAGCCGCACCUGCUUCGUGCUCGAUUGUGUGAAUCUGCAACUCGGAAACCUCCAACAUUUCAACUGAAAAACCACAAACAUCAAGAACAUUUUCAGAAUGGAAAAAAAA
This is a messenger RNA of Hippocampus comes (tiger tail seahorse), 4755 nucleotides long. RefSeq names its product integrin alpha-11-like. Lineage: Eukaryota; Metazoa; Chordata; Actinopteri; Syngnathiformes; Syngnathidae. Gene Ontology annotation, cellular component: external side of plasma membrane; integrin complex. The record is from RefSeq and is a predicted model, not a curated record. The coding region runs from base 451 to 4062 and encodes 1203 amino acids. Gene Ontology annotation, biological process: cell-cell adhesion; cell adhesion mediated by integrin; integrin-mediated signaling pathway. Gene Ontology annotation, molecular function: integrin binding. The transcript has 30 exons.